Molecule: messenger RNA, 6490 nt
Organism: Cynoglossus semilaevis (tongue sole)
Lineage: Eukaryota; Metazoa; Chordata; Actinopteri; Pleuronectiformes; Cynoglossidae
Product: muscarinic acetylcholine receptor M2-like
Exons: 5
Coding region: 3379-4689 (436 amino acids)
Biological process (GO): G protein-coupled receptor signaling pathway, coupled to cyclic nucleotide second messenger; regulation of smooth muscle contraction; chemical synaptic transmission
Cellular component (GO): synapse; dendrite; plasma membrane
Molecular function (GO): G protein-coupled acetylcholine receptor activity; G protein-coupled serotonin receptor activity
Source: RefSeq, a predicted model, not a curated record
UCUUUAGAUGCCGUCCCCGGGGGUUUGCAUUGAUAUAAAACAGUGAUCUUCAGUUGUUCUUUUAACCAUCGAGUUCACUGCGGUGAUCAAAAUCCAUACAUCCAUCAGUGUGCCAUUAAAAAUCUGCAAUGAGAGAAACAAGUGCUAGAGCCGGAGAACAAUUACUGCAGAGUUGAGAGAGUGAUAAAGUCCCCGCAGCCUGAAGUCAGUAAUGAUAAACAGUAAUAUUGCACAACACAGAACCGCUGAUUAUGGAAAUACACUUGACAUCCAUUUCACUGGAAACAGAGUAACCUCGGUCUGAGCGAUUCCAGUGCUUUAGUAGUUGUGUUUGUAGAGACUUGAUGUUUUCAUAACAGUACAUGUAACAACACCUCUUACUACAAGACUUGCUCUGAGAUGUCACUGGACUGAAGAGAAAAUGAGGUAAGGCUGCUGCAAUUAUUAUCUCCCUGCAAAGGUCAAGGUUAUUGUAUUCAUGGUUUUUGAUGUUUAUGCCAAAGUUUAUUUUGUUUAGAACACAAGUUCUAAUCCUUAGCCUCCUCUCUCCUCGUCAGAAAUGGGCAUUAUUAAUUAUUAUUAUUAUUAUUAUACCAAUUCUACCUCAGUUGACUCCUUUCAACAUAAAAUAGCAAAGGUCUGCCUUGAGUGGCUCCUGUUCUUAUGGCCAUGACCAUAGGGAAGGACCAUAGAUGGACUGGUGAAAUUCAAAGAUAUGCCUUCAAAUGAAUCUCUAUCUACAACAAGACAUUAAGUUCACACUUGUUUAUUAUUUAUUAUCUCAUUAGUCAGUUCUGGGUUUGGGAGUAGUGUUGUGUGUGUCAUCAACUGCCUCUGCAAUUGCAUAAACUGCAGUAAAAAGCCUGAGCAGUUUAAUUAAUAAAAUCUGUUUGCGAGGACUUGGAUUUGUCCUCUAGGUGGCAGCAAAGUCAUGAGGCUUCUUAUGUCACCCAACCAGCAGGUUAUGCAACAUCAUUUUAAAAAUACAGUAAUUUCACAAAAAUGACUGUAUUGUAAAAUUAAGAUGACUCCAGCUGCCACUUUUACCUGUCACUGCAGGUGUCAUUGAUAAUAGUAAUAAUUAAUGUGUCAUGCUUAUAAGACUUACAUUAGAUUUAUUAGACACAUCUAAUGUUUGACCAUGGGGGCUUGGUCAGCCUUAGGGGCCCAGAGAUAAUACUGUGGGGGGUAAGUAAAAACUGCAGUGAUUUGUAACUUUUUUUUAACUUAUUGAGAAAAGCACUUUUUUAGGGAUUAUUUUGUUUUAAAUAAAACUGAGUGGCGUUCGGAAGCAAAGGCUUAAAUGUGUUGAUGGAGGAACGUUGGUUCUAAUCCCAUCUACAACAGGGGCGUCUUCCAGAAAAAGCUGUGUAGCCAAUAGAAGACGCCUCCAUUCACCCCUCUACAUUUCAAACACACCAGUGAACUACGCUGACCUAUUUGUUGCAUAAAGGAUUUGCGCUCUAAAAGGAAAAAUAACCUCUGGGCAUUUGUCCAUUCAUAUGUCGUGGUGCAGGAUGCUCCUCACUGCAGUGUAAGAGGCUAAAGUACAUAUAAAAGGCUCAUUCUGUGUAUACACAACAAUGGUUUGAUAAAUACAAACCUACGUUCAUAGCUGAGCUAGUUAGAUUCACUGUGUGAUUUAUUGGAUUACCAUAGGGUUACUGAACACACUCACACAGUCUGAAGCAGUCUUACAUGUUUAGAUAGGUAGAUAUGGAUAGCAAUGACUGAAUGCACCAGUACACCGCAGAAAAUGAAAAGGCUUGCAUUGUACAUGUUUUUUUUAUUCAGACCAUUAAGAACCUGACAACCUCAUUUCACCCACAGCCUCCAGCCCUUUUCUUCAUAUAGUAAAAAGAGGGAGAGCUUUAACAUUUGCUGUUUUCUUCUCUUUUUUUCCCCGUGUGCGUGCAUGCAAGCAAAAUUUGUAGGAAGUCACAGAGUGUGAUUCUUAGAUUAUAAAGACCCUGCAAGAAAUUGUUGUCGGAUUGUGCUUGUAGAGUUUUGCAAAACAAAAUAAAUGUAAAAAUGUAAAUAAAUAUGAAAUUUAUUUAAAAACAUGAUGAGGGAUGUAUCAUGAUCCUCAAGGAAGGAUCAACUCUGAAAACUGAAGAUUUACACAACACGUGCAUUCAGUUAGCCCUUACUUCUACUAAUGAAAUAUAAAAUUAUUUUCAAGCCCAUACUUUAAAGUCAAGCAUGGAACGUUCUAAGUGCGGCUUCCAGCUCUCCUGGUUCAGUUAUAACUUUAGAUUUUCCCCAGUUUCAGUUUUUUUUCCUGUUUAGUUUUCUUGUGUCUCACCCUGUGUUUCUCUUCCAGGUGCUCUCCCUAGCUCAGGAGUGUCAAAUAUACGGGUCGCAGGCCAAAAUUGGCCCACUUGAUUCAUAAUUAUGUUACAGUUGAACUGGUGUGACCCACUAGACAUCUAAUUAUGCUGUAUAUGGCCCCUGAAUCAAAGUUACUUUGACAGCCCUGCCCUAGCUUUUGUGUCCACGCCUCCCCUUGUCUGUCCGUCUACUGUGAUCAUCUGACCAUCCCGACCUGUCUUGUUACUCCACCCCUUUUGUUGCCAGUUCGUAGACUUUCCUCCAGCGUAAUCCCACAUGUUCUUCUUAUCUGUUGCCUUCCUGUACCAUGUAAAGCAAAUCCCAGUUGCCACUUGUAUAUUUCAAUAAUACAUUCCGUGUUGUGGCAUGAAAGGUAUGACAUGAGUUUUCUUUUUAUGCAAAACUAAUAAAGAACCAGUAUUUUCUUGUUUGUGAUGGAACAGGGAUGGGAAGUUCCUGUUUGUUCUAAAUCUGGAGCAUUUUCAUUUUAAUUUGACUCUGCCAAGUGUGUUGCAGUGUGAACCUUUUAGUGCAGUUUGAUAUAAUUUAAGAAACCUGCUCGAUAGUUCAGUUCUGUUAAAUAACCAAUGACUAUAAAAUUCUAAAAAUAUUUUUGUAAUAAUUUUCUUGUCUUAUUACAAUAAGAUAAACCAGCCACAUUUCAUUGCUCAUGCAUUUUUUAAACUAAUACAUACUGGUCUCCUAAUUUAGCAUGGUGGUAGUGCAGUAAAUCAAACUCAGAUGACAGCUUACCUGAUAAGCCGAAUGAUACAGGAAGUAAUACACAGAAUCAAAGUCCAGAAAACAGAGCAUGGGUCAAUACACUUGUCUGAGGAUACAAAGAUACAAAGUCAGUAACACAGACACACAGAAAAAGGUCGAAAACAAGGAAUACACAAAAGUAUUACGAGGGGAAGAUGCUGAAACACUGAGGCACUGACUGAAGAUUAGGUCAAAUCAGUUUGCUUCAGUGGAUUUCUACCCCAAAGCUGCAGAUGUGAUUUAAGCCAGAAUCAUCCGUGAGAAGCAUUCACCAAGGGAAACAGCAUGGAGACUCUGAACUCGUCCGACAGCAGCAGCCUACUUUCUGGAAACCCAUACACAACUGUAGAAGUAGUGCUGAUCAUCCUGGUGACUGGGUGCUUGAGUCUGGUCACUGUCAUUGGAAACGUCUUGGUCAUGCUUUCUAUUAAGGUAAACAGAAACCUGCAGACCGUCAACAACUACUUCCUCUUCAGCCUGGCCUGUGCAGACCUCAUUAUUGGCGUCUGCUCCAUGAACCUUUACACUGUCUACAUUGUGAUUGGCUACUGGCCUUUGGGAGCGGUAGUGUGUGACCUGUGGUUGGCCGUUGAUUAUGUCGUCAGCAAUGCUUCGGUCAUGAACCUGCUCAUUAUCAGUUUUGACCGUUACUUCUGCGUCACUAAACCACUAAGUUACCCAGCACGCCGUAGCACCAAAAUGGCCGGCCUGAUGAUCGCUGCUGCCUGGGUUUUGUCCUUCAUCCUGUGGGCUCCGGCUAUUUUGUUUUGGCAGUUUAUCGUGGGCGGCAGAACUGUGCUGCCGGGUGAAUGCUACAUCCAGUUCUUCUCCAACCCAGCAGUAACCUUUGGAACAGCCAUAGCAGCUUUCUACCUACCUGUGGCCAUCAUGAUCUACCUCUACUGGCGUAUCUCCAAAGCCAGCCGCAGUCGGAUGAAGAGACCGAACAGAAAGACCUCAAGAACCAGUCUGGGAGAAGCCCCCUCUAACGGCAGUCAGCAGGAAGGUUGUGAAACCCAGAACAACUGUAUCACAGUUGGAGCUUCCAAGGAGGUCGGAGAUAUGAAGGAGGAGCCGAUGUUGCAGCAGCUGAACGGAGAGGAAAGAAAAGACAAAGUGGAGUCACGGUUCAUGAACGCAUCAUCGUCUAAAGAUAUAACUGCUGCCCCUGUGUCAUCACAGCCCGAUCCAAAUACAGAGAGGAGGACUCAUCAAACACAGCCACCAUCCCCAGCAAACUCGGCAGCUGAUAGACAGAGUCUGGUCACAAAAACACUCUUCAGGGUGACAAAGCAGAGUGCUGUGGCAAAGUGGAAGAGGAAAAGUGUUUCAUCCCGGGAAAAGAAGGUGACGCGCACCAUCAUGGCCAUCCUGGUUGCUUUUGUUGUCACUUGGACGCCGUAUAAUGUGAUGGUCCUGAUCAACACCUUCUGCUCCAUCUGCAUCCCUAAUUCCCUCUGGACCAUCGGUUACUGGCUCUGCUACAUCAACAGCACCAUUAACCCUGCUUGCUACGCUCUCUGCAACACCACCUUUAAAAACACCUUCAAGCACCUGCUUCUGUGUCAGUACAAGAACAUACGCACAGCCCGAUGAGAGACAAACUACAGACCUGUGUACGACCAAAACAUUGUUGUUUACUUUACCCCCCGUGUAUAAAUGUAUUUAAAUGUAUUUUCCAGUAUUAUGAGUCAACAUAGUAGACAGUGAGUGCAUUGUAUUGUGAGAGAGUACACACCUAAAGGACAACAAGGAGUCUUGUUUGUUUACCUACUGUAGUUCCAACCUUGAAAUUAAAGGUGUAUUUACUGUGAUCAAUAAAUUGAAAUGCUAGUCUGGACUUCAGAAAAAUAUACAGUUUUUAGGGAUUAUGCUAAUAAUAUAUGCUAAUUAUGCUAAUAUCUGUCUGAUAAUAUCAGCCAACCGAUAUUAUUGUUUUUUAUCGUUAUCAUUUUUUUCCUCUGAUAAUGAAACCCAAUAAAACCAUGUUUGGGUUUUGCCAAAAGAUGGGAUUUAAUGAUCAUGGGAUUGUAUAUCAGCAUAUCGGAAAUCAGCAAAAUGUUAAUAUUGGACAUCCCUAGUUUUUGUGUUGUUAACAUGUUAUUUCAUAAGGAGCAACACAGAAUGCUAGCACUGAAGUGAAAACACAAACCCAAACUUCUUAAAAAGUGUAUAAAAUUCAGUGGUUUCUUUCUUCUUUCUUUCCUAGAACUUUUUUUCAUCUUAGCUUUUUUGUGUAAGUAUUGACCAACUUGUUAGUUCUUUUGACUACCUUUCAUGUCUUUUUGGACAAACUUUAGGAGUUUUGUUAAACCUCUAUUGUUUAAGGCAAGGAUGUUCUUGGUCAGCUAUUUUUUAUUUCUUUUAUUUCGGUGGACCUUCAUUUUCAUGCCAGCCUUCGAUUAAGAAUAUACCAAAAUUGAUUUCACUUAAAGUAGUCAAUAAAUGCGAAACCUCAGAAGGAAGUUGGCUUAAGGCACUGAAUCAAAAUCAGACGCUGGCUGAUUUAACUCCCAGACUUGGUGGGACUGAUGACAUGCAUAGACUUCUUUUAGGCUUUUCCUUAGGUUCUACUCUGGUCAAUUAUUUAUUUUUUAUUUUAAUAUUCUGGGCUAACGUUGUGCUAAUUGAAUGCGUAUACUGAUACUUAACUACGGAGCUACAUACAACUAUCUACCUGUCUUCAAAGCGAAGUUGAACGUCUACUACAUUCAUUUCAACAAUAUUGUAAUGAUGACACAUUUAGCUUUCUCGCCUUAGAACAACUAACUCAACUAUGCAAAGCACAUGACAAACCCCAGGGUCCAUGACAACAUUUUCCAAUAUCAGCCUGAGAGCAUAGCUUUGAAAUAAUUCAAAGUCAUAAAUCAUCAGUAACCUCAGUGUAACCUUAUUAUCGUCCGUCCAUUUCGUGCACUGGAGUCACAAAUUCCUGUACUAAAAAGAAGGACAUGACAGGAUGCACUGUCUUCUUCCUCUGGACUUUGUCCCAACAUUGGCCUGGCUUUCAUCACAUCCAUAAACAAAACGCGGAAAUAAAAAGUGACAUUUUCCCCACAGUAUCACAUUCAGAAAGGGACUGUGGACUACUAAGAUUUCUUUGUCUCAGCUGUAGGAGAACAGCUUUGAACAACCGUGGAGCAGCAAUGCCCUCUAGUGGAAAGUGGGUGUUACGACCGUAGAGAUUUCCAUGGACGGUCACUCAGUUGUGAAAGCUUUAGCUAACCUCAUCUUUAAUCUGCAUGUCUUUGGGCUAAACUGGCUCACAGAAAAAGGACAUGAUAUUCUUUUGGUUGUCACACAUGUCCUAUAGUUUGGACACUUGAUUUGUUUGUCCCUAUUGUUGCGGGUGCAGUUUAGUGUAAAGGCACCUCUUUGUUUAGAAUAUAGCCCCUGG